Messenger RNA from Diaporthe batatas, 1270 nucleotides. RefSeq lists its product as uncharacterized. The record is from RefSeq and is a predicted model, not a curated record. The transcript is spliced from 4 exons. Gene Ontology annotation, molecular function: S-adenosylmethionine-dependent methyltransferase activity. Bases 1 to 1044 code for a protein of 347 amino acids. Lineage: Eukaryota; Fungi; Ascomycota; Sordariomycetes; Diaporthales; Diaporthaceae.
AUGUCUGCUCCGAGCCUGCAGACUGUUCCGACCCGGACCUCCCGGCUAACGACUCUCCAGGAUCACUUCAAGGACAAGCCUCUCCAAGAGCACGGUUUCUUAUGGAACCAGCUGUGGGAGCGCCAGAUCACCAGCUGGGACCGCGGCGGGCCCAGCCUCGCCCUGCGCGAGACCCUCCUCACCUACCCUGAGCUCUUCGACGGUACAUACCCCGACCCAGGGCUGCUGAGCGACUUCGUUGGCCACGGGCUCGUCCAACAAGACACCUCAUCGACAGCCUCAGCUCCGGCUUCCAAGAAGACAGCCCUCGUGCCAGCUUGCGGAACGGGCUACGACGCGGUACUCCUGGCCAAGGUGUUCGGCUACGACGUGGUCGGGCUCGAGAUCUCACCGACUGCGCUGCAUGCUGCCAGGAAACACCUGGACGGCGUCGAUAAGUUCCUGGAAGCACAAUACGCGGAGCCACAGGAGGUCACUGCCAUCGACCCGCCAAUGCGCUUCUGGGCCGAGAACCAGCACCCCUCCCCAGGUCAUGUCCGCUGGGUCUCUGGCGACUUCUUCUCAGAUGACUGGCUGGCCGAUGCCGGCGUUGAGAAGUUUGAUUUGAUUUUUGACUACACUUUCUUCUGCGCAAUUCCUCCCUCUUCGCGGCCAAAAUGGGCAGCGAGAAUGCAGCAACUCCUCGCCCGGCCCAAUGGCAGGCUGGUAUGCCUCGAGUUUCCUACCGGGAAGCAUCCAUCGACAGGCGGCCCUCCGCACAGCGCUGCGUUCUGGUUCUACCAAUUGCAUCUCUCCAAUCCUGGAAACGAACAGAUCAUCACCUACGAAAAGAAGCAUCCGGCUGAGCAGGAUCCUCGACAAGAUGCCGGUCAAGGACAGGAGUGGGCCGUCACUCCCCACGCCGGCACAUCCUCUGGCCCAGGGUUCGCCAUGAUCACGCGUUUCAAGCCAAGUAUAACCCACGCGUGCGGCCAGGAUUCGCAAGGCUCGUUUGGUCGGGACUGGAUCUCUGUCUGGGGUCAUUCACUGGCAGCAGGCCCGUGAAGCGGAGCAGGAGAUAGUAAUGAUGGUUUAAAUCCACUGUUUAGGCCAUCAAAACGAUCCACUUUCAGCCACAUGUUCCGUAGCCGCCAACAUUGUUCGCGCCGCCCCAAAAGACCGCGUAGACACCGGAAUGUGGAAAUAUAAGAUGGCUUCGGAUGAAGUUCGCUUUUUGCGUUACCAGAAUUGUAGCGUCACAGACUUUGAGCGGUGGGGACCCUCACCAGAG